CACACAAACACGCAUAUUCUACCCUCCCCCCUCCUUUUUGUUCUUCCCUUUCUUUCGAUUCCUUCACCCAACCCAACCGCCGUCCCCAUCACAUUCGUCCCCACCACCCCCAUCAUUGAAAUAGAUCAACCCGGCUUUCAUACUAUCAAAAGGCAAGACGAUCCCACUAAACCUGCGUGUAGGGGGGUUGACUGCCGUGUCCCAUCAGGGACUCUGCGACUGGGCGGCCGUUCAAGCGAGCUGCGGCGCGGUGUGACAAACAAGCCGUGCGUAUCAAAGCCCACAUCGUAAUUCCCCGUACUUGCGCUGGUUGUAGGCUACGUCUGCGCCUAACAAAGUUCAACUGGAACAAGGUGUGUUGUCGAAAAGAAGAAGAGCUUGGUCAUUUCGACAACACAUUAUCUGUUGUGACACAUGCAUUAUCUUCUCGGUGUAGGAACGGUUUCGUGACACGGGACAGUGUGUGCGUAUGUUCAUUGGUUUCUCAAAUGAAAACCUGGGAACAUUCUGAACAGCUUAACAUCUGGUCCCAGGUUGACAAUUACAUUUGGAUUUAGCUAGGCUACUGUUGGCUUGUUCUUAGCCUACCGAGACAUCAACUGUGAUAAAUUCAUGAACGGAUUCGGUGUGAAUUUUCUUGUUCGAUAAUGGAGAACGGCUUGCGUGGUCAUACUGAAGGUCGGGGUUCGAAUUCGGCCACCUCACCCACCGGACUGACACCUGGAGUGAAGAUUCCGACGACGCCAGGUCUCAAAAGGCGUCUGACCAGGAGAAUUAGCUACACACCUGCACGAUACAAG
Messenger RNA from Aplysia californica (California sea hare), 800 nucleotides. RefSeq names its product septin-5-like. Gene Ontology annotation, biological process: regulation of exocytosis; cytoskeleton-dependent cytokinesis. Lineage: Eukaryota; Metazoa; Mollusca; Gastropoda; Aplysiida; Aplysiidae. Gene Ontology annotation, cellular component: cell division site; septin ring; septin complex. Gene Ontology annotation, molecular function: GTPase activity; GTP binding; molecular adaptor activity. The record is from RefSeq and is a predicted model, not a curated record.